Effrenium voratum is the source of this 1617-nucleotide messenger RNA. NCBI's taxonomy places the organism in Eukaryota, Dinophyceae, Suessiales, Symbiodiniaceae. The record is from the annotation of a GenBank genome assembly.
AUGUUGGUUGGCCCAUCGAAGCCCGGCUGGAAGAACGCGGCAUGGAAGACGCAAGCGUCAGGCGCAAAGCAGAAGAGGGCAAGAGGAGGCAAGAAGGAGAAGAACCGGCUAUUCAAACAGUAUUUGAAGAGUGCGCAUGGAAACGGCGGAAGGGGUGCCGGCGCCAAAGGCGCUGCAAAGGGCGCUCGCGGCAAGGGCGCAGUGGUGCUGCAGCCGAGGAGGGGCGUGCUGAACUUCGCACAGGCGACCAUGGCCAGGAAGCGCUGGAAAAGUGACUGGACCUGGCGGGCUGGAGAAGAUCAGGAAUACAGAGCGCCUGACUUCGCAGGGAAGGCAGAGCCCUCCGACUCCAGCCAGAUUCACGGCGCAAGAUGGCAUGCCGGAGAUGCAGAGGCACAGAGGAUGCGACAGACCAUGAACAUUCUGGAGGAAGUCGCGAGCCGCGACUCCUUCAGGGCGGCAAAAUGGUCUUCCCAGGAGGUGUUGGAAGUUGGGGCGCUUCGCUUCGGCAAAGACAGGGUGUGGGGAAAGUUCCAGCGUGGUCAGCAUGCCAACAAGUGCAUCUACGAGAUUCUCAACAAGCAGGGCCAGAAUGAUGCUGGCCUCAAAUGGUACAACGAUGAGGGGAGUAUCCUGGAAUACAUGCCUCCGCUGCUGGUAGUGCACCACAAGGGUGCGGACGUGGUGAUUUGCGGGAACCGGCGGCUGAAGGCUGCGGUGAUGCUGAAGCAGCACAUCCGUCAACAGAUUUUCGUUCACUGCAUGCGCUACGAUCUGGAUUGCCACCCACAGGAGGUUCCAGCCACAGUCAUGGCAAAGUAUGCGCUGAACUCUGCGCGGCCGCUCACUUGGCGCGGAGCAUUCCAGGCACUGGCGGGUGAGGCGCAGGCUCGUGCCAACCUGCUGGGGAUCAACCGGGCUUCAGCUUCGGUGCCGUCCGAUGGCACCCGCUGUGAGGGCUGUGGCGAGCACUUUGGCAUGCUCCGAAGGCGACAGAUCUGCGGGUCCUGCGACCGCUACUUCUGCGCGGCCUGCCUGGGGGCCUUCACCGUGGCUGGCAUCGGCUGCUUUUGCGGCUCCAAGUGCGCACAAUGCCGUCAGCUUGGUCAGCGCAGCAGUGAGUUUGAGCAGAUCCGGCCGAAAAUGGAGGAUGGCGUCAGUGUGACCAUCGGCCUUCCGAAGAAGGCCAUGUUUGGAAUGGCAGCUGACAGGCGGAAGCUGGCUGCAUGGCUGUCCCUCCGAGGAGCAGACUUGUCCUGGGCGACCCUGGAGCAACGGGCUGGCCAGCCAAUGGAGCAGGCACUGCUUCCCUUGGCCGAGGUGCUCCAUGUGCGCAACACCGGCUUGCAGCUGGAGCUCUCCAUCAAGGGCCAACAGCAAGCGACGAGCCUGGAGUUCGGUACCUCAGAAGAGCGGCUUGCUUGGGAGCGAUACCUGAACCUUGCCGCUGAGGUUCUGAUCCCAGAAAGCGAGCGCGCAGAAAGGGAAGAUGCAAAGGCAUCCUUUCGUGCCCAAGAGCUGGAAGAGCGCCGGGCCCUGAACGAGGAGAGGAAGAAGCGCCUUUCGGAGGGCUUGGGCAUGCGCUUCACUGCAGAGGCCAUGGUUGCCCGAUCCUGA